Cadophora gregata is the source of this 2278-nucleotide messenger RNA. RefSeq lists its product as uncharacterized. The record is from RefSeq and is a predicted model, not a curated record. Bases 827 to 1789 code for a protein of 320 amino acids. NCBI's taxonomy places the organism in Eukaryota, Fungi, Ascomycota, Leotiomycetes, Helotiales, Ploettnerulaceae. The transcript is spliced from 3 exons.
AUAGAGAUUUUGUCUAUAUCUAUAGAGAAACUUCCCAUAAUAUAGAAAAUUCUACUAUAAAGUAGAGGCUUUAUCUAUAACAAGAUCCCUGUUUAUCCUAUCUAUUGAUAGGUAUAGACAAACCCUCCAUAGGCAUAGUAGAAUCGUCCAUGGAUAUGGUCACGUUGCCACCGUAGUGAUAUCCAGGGCGGUUUUCAAAGGGCACGCUGUGGUGCCGAGCACCUCGAACUGCAACAGCGCAUAUUCGGAUCAGACACACAGGAGACCUCAAUCGUUUCCUCGACGCUCGUCCACAUGCUCUCGUAGGAAUCCUAUUAGUUAAUAAAGCUCCAGACUGAUCGAUCAGCGUUGAAACACAUGAAGUAGAAUUGGAAAGAGAGAUAUCUCACGUGACAUCUCACCCAACCAGAGACACUGGGCAGUUCAUCCAGUCUCAAGCCCAUCUGUCAAACAGGAUCACCAAACACCAUCUCAGCGACUCGCUGACAUCUGAAAAUAUGUGAGACCCCUCCACCCAUUGACGUAGCCAAGAUCCAUCAUCUCACAAACAAGUGUGUUUCAGCUCGUCGCACUCUCCGCGACUCGCUCGCGAAUGAGGAGGGCUCUUCGCGAUCGCAUGGCUGAGACCCUUGUAGGGAGAUCCGCUCCGCCACACUUUGGAGCCAGGACCAUCCAGAGUUAGGUAUGCUGGCGAUCGCUCGUGUGGAUAAUUUAAUCAGGACAUCCCUUUUUCUUCAUUCUGUUUGCUGUUGAAUUUUGUUGCUGGAUUGCUGAGCUUUUGAAUUUGUGAAUCCGGCAAAUACUUUCUUUUUCAUAGGCUGACAUCAUGGCCAACUCGUUCAAUUGUUCGUUUGUCCCUACCGAGACGGCGACUGAUGCUGGUGUGGCGGGCACAGGGGUUCUUCUUUCAUUUAUCGUCACAGCCGGCAUCUCUCUCAUCAUGUCCAUUAUCAUCGUGCUUCACGAAGUACGUCGAGGAUCAGAAGCGAAAGUGCUGCGGAAGCUCCUCCUGUCCCUCAGUGAUCAACAGGUCAUCACUGGUAUUGGUAUCCAGAGCGUGGCUCUGGCGAAGAUGAAAACGAUGGUUCCGUACCACUUCUUCAUCGUUUGGAUGUUGUCGCUACUGUCGACGGCAACGCAUGUUGGGACUUUGUUGGCGCUGGUGAAUGAUUUCAAGCGUGACUGGGUCCUGAGAUGGCUGAGACAAUUCUUCAUGUUUGUAAACUUGGUCCUGUCUAUCGUAUCUGGAAUCUUCAUCCUCAUGUCGGUCAUGAGAGAUGUGAAGCCGACAUUGCCUAUCGCCUGUGUUUGGGAGGUUGAAUCCACCGGAGCGCCAUCGAAUGCUGGGACAUCGAUUGCUGGAACCAUUGGUGUGAUGGCUGGCCAACUCGUCUUCUUCCUUGUCGGAGUCUGGUACUUGCAUGUGAAGAAUCGGAAAUGGUUGAGGGCUGUUCAGUUGGUGGGAUUGCUGGUGUUGGGAGCUAUUGGAAUCGGUGCUGCGAUUCGAGUCAUUCUGUUGUCACAGGCUUUUGGGACUCCGUCUGUGACUCUGGCGGAUACGGGAGAGAAGGAUUGGAGUUUUGGACAACUGCUUCCUCUGUUGUUACUUUUGUUGCCUUUGGUCUCGGCUGUUGAGAUCAUGCGAGGUGAAAUGAAAGUACCAUCCCCGAUCGUGGAUGACCACUCAGCACCUUUGCUGAUUGGAGGGGAGAAGCUUCCUGGUGAUCGAUCAUCAUUCCAGCCAAAUCCAUUCUGGGGAAAUCAGAAGAGUCGAUUCAGUAAGUGGUAGUCGGACAAUAAAAAAAACCAUAGAACGACAGGAAGACAACAACGACAUCAAGUUGAAGAUGCAUGAUUGAUAUACUGCGGUGCCAUAGAUGGCCCGAGAGUACCUGGAGCAUAUACCAGGAAGUAUCACCUCCUCUCACAAGGCGCCGAGAGACCUUCCGCGCCAAGAGUGAUAUUGGACAUCGUCUUCUGAGAAAGUCUGAUGAUGCACAGGUGCAAGACUAGGAUACUUCCUCGCUAUGGCCGAAGUUGAUCCUACCACAUAGAUUCAAGUAGUAGGCAAAUAAAGAAUGAUAAGAACUUCCAUAAAAGGCACGAGACUGCUCCCAAUAGAACCUUAAGCCAUCAAAACUGCCUCCAAGGAGGUGGUAGAGGAAGCUUUUGUGUAACGCAUUUGAGUUUUAUAUCAAGAUAAACAUUGAAAACUAUUAAGAAACAAUCCGUCUGUUGUUGCGAGGCUGGCAGAUGAUUACUGAAGGGGGAGGAGAUC